UUUUGCAGUACACAAACAGUACCCCCAACACCACCAUGAUCUUUGAUGACCUGCCAUCAAUGUUUGGCUACCAGCUGCUAAGGGAGGGGCUACAGGGUUAUUUGGUAUUUGCCAAGCCUGAUAAUGCCUGUGAACCUCUUGCACCACCACCUUCAAACACCACCACCCUUGACUUUAUCGUUAUGAUUCGCAGAUAUGGAUGCAAUUUUGACGUCAAGGUGCUUCAGGCACAGCAGGCUGGGUACAAAGCAGCGAUCGUGCACAAUGUCGAUUCGGACCAGCUGCUCAGCAUGCACUGGAGCAGUGAGGAGAUCAGACAUCAAAUAACAAUCCCAUCCGUGUUCAUCGGGGUCCGUGCUUCCCAGCUCCUGAAGUCACUGUUCACUUAUGACAAAGGUGCAUAUAUUGUACUAAUGCCAGACUUCAACUUCCCAUUGGGGUAUUACCUCAUUCCCUUCACCGGUGUGGUUGGAAUUGUGAUUGUCAUUAUGAUCACUGUCAUGAUAGUGAGGUGCGUGCAGUAUCAGCGCAGAAUCCGGACAAACCGGCUGUCAAAGGAGCAACUGAAGAAAAUUCCAGUCCAUAAAUUCAACAAAGACUGAAGACCGAAGCGAAGAACUCGUCAAUUCCCUUCCAAUG
This is a messenger RNA of Rhincodon typus (whale shark), 639 nucleotides long. RefSeq names its product E3 ubiquitin-protein ligase RNF167-like. The record is from RefSeq and is a predicted model, not a curated record. The transcript is spliced from 7 exons. The coding region runs from base 36 to 602 and encodes 188 amino acids. NCBI's taxonomy places the organism in Eukaryota, Metazoa, Chordata, Chondrichthyes, Orectolobiformes, Rhincodontidae.